AUUAUUCAAUAUUAAUCAAUUGCGUGGCUUUCCUGCAGGUGAAACGGCGAGAUUUCCGUCGUCGCACACGUUUGGUUACGGCUGGCAAAUCCAGCUACUCUGUUCAAUUUCUUCUCGGAGCUGACAAUUCCGACCGUCGACAGACGCCUAUGAAGCUUCAAUUUUUUUUCUCCGCAAUGAGCAGAAACUUGAAAUACUGAUAAAUUACUUUUUACAUUCAUUUUCAAUAAUGUAUGCAGUAAGAUAUUUACAGCCAUUUGGGACUUCUCUGGCCUCUAUUACCUCUCCUUACUUCCAUCUCUAUCGUUCCACAAUCCCAUUUGAUGGAAAAUUUGCACCUUUGAAGAUCUUCAUGAGAUGCCUAAAGCCUCAGAUGUACAGUCGGGUGUCAAAGUUCGCUGGGGGAUCUAAUUUUGAGACAUUCCACCAUUACUUUAGAAAAGUACAAAAUUCAGGGCGCAGUUACACUUUAUGGAGUGCAUUUGGUUUGUCGGCUUUGCUUGGAUCUAUUAAGCUUUCUCCUCGCAUUGCAUAUUCUUCUGAUGGUCUUGAUGGUCUAUUGGAUGACCAUCAUUUGGGCAUGUUCGGUGAUUCAGAUACUGAAGAAAACCGUCGAUCUCUCUUAAUGACUUUAAGGAAGCUGUUGGUUCCUCUCUUGUUUGUGAUUACUGUGUUGAUGAACUGGGGUCAUCCAUUAAUUAUUGCAACUAAAGUCACUAUUAUUCUUCUUACGACAAAGCCAAGCCCUUUAUCAGUUUAUGUCCUUGUCGAACAGUUGCGACAUCAAGCAGUUCGCGAACAACCAUUUAUCUAUAAGUUCAAGUCAUUAUAUGCAAAGAAAGUUGAAGUUGCAGAUUAUCUGUUUCUCUCUCUAGCUAAGGUCGAACUAAAAGAUCAGGAGUUUACUCUUGUUGGAAUUCUGGGGAGUUGGUGGCUUUUGCCCCUAUCUUCAUGGCAAGAGGCGUCAUCUAUGCUUAAGAACAAAAUUUUGAAGAAUUUAAGCUAAAGAUUUCUAUUAUUGCUGGAUUCAUCUAUAUGUGUUGUAACGCAAAGCCAAAAUCUGUGGGAGUAAUCGAGCUUAUAUUACUCCAAUUGAUCGAGCAAUAAGCUAGCUCUUUAAUUUCUCCUGAACUGAGCUCAACGAUCUGUUUAUAUCUUUCUAGACAUGUGAACGCCUUCAAAAUUUUCAGACAUGUGCCUUACCUCAAGCUUUGGCGUGUAUUGGAUCCUCUAUUGUCAUUUCGUUGUUUUGGGUAAAUAGAGGAGGAGAGUUUGGCUUAGCUCUGCUUCUUGUUAUUUCGUUUAUUAUUACUUCAUUGGUGAAGUGAUUAAAUUAAUACAAGUGUGCGCUUCAAAUGAGAAGUGGACAGUUAUUUGAGUCUCGAACUUUGAAGAAUUGUGGACUAAUACCGGCAUUGUUGUUUUUGGGUGGCUGAUGUUAGUUAUGUUUAUUGCAAUUUACAAAAAUUUUA
This is a messenger RNA of Nicotiana tabacum (common tobacco), 1472 nucleotides long. NCBI's taxonomy places the organism in Eukaryota, Viridiplantae, Streptophyta, Magnoliopsida, Solanales, Solanaceae. The record is from RefSeq and is a predicted model, not a curated record.